AUGUCUCCGGCAGCUUCGGUGGCUGGAGAAGGCGAGCUGCGGCGGCCCAUAGCGAGUUUCAGGGACGGCCGGAGCGGGGCCUGCGGCGUCCCGGUUGGGGCACUGCUGCUGGGCUUGUCGCUAUUCGGCCUGGUGGUGUUUCUGGUGCCAGCGGCGGCGGCGCUGGCCUGGCUGGCUGUGGGGGCCACCGCGGCCUGGUGGGGGCUGAGCCGCGAGCCCCGAGGUUCGCGCGCCUUUUCCUCGUUCGUUCGAAACACACGACGCCAGCGAGCACCGUUCACUUCACCGCCCGCCAAGUCGGCAGUAAACGGAAGCCUCCUAGAGCCGCGGCGCCUCCUCGAAGGACCCGACCCCGCCGAGCUGCUCUUCAUGGGCAGCUACCUGGGCAAGCCUGGCCCUCCGCAGCCGUCCCCUGCACUGGAGGGCAGGGACCCGCGCCGGAGGCCCGUCCGCCGGCCUGCUCCCCGCCCCCCGCCGCCCGCGCCCUUGGUACCCCGCGGCCACCACGCCCAGCCUUCGCCCCCAGCGCCUUUGCGUCGACCCUCCAGGUGGCUGCCCCACCGUGAUUGUGGGACUUUAUCAAAUCGGUUUGUCAUAACGCCUCGGAGACGAUACCCAAUUCAGCAGGCCCAGUAUUCCUUCCUGGGGUCCCUUCCCACAGUGUGCUGGAAUGGUUACCACAAGAAGACCGUGCUUUCGGCUCGGAAUUCCAAGAUGGUGUGCAGCCCAGUGACCGUGAGGAUUGCUCCUCCUGAUAGCAAACUGACUCGGUCGCCAGUACCGGAGCAGAUAAUCAGCUCAGCACUGGCCUCACCAUCUGGUACCAUUCCAGACCCAUGUGCAAAGGAGACUGUACUGAAUGCCCUUAAGGAGCGGAGGAAAAGGACAGUGGAAGAGGAGGACCACAUCCUUUCUGAUGGCCAGGAAAAUAAAAGAAGGCGCCAUGACAGCAGUGGGAGUGGACAUUCAGCAUUCGAGCCCCUGGUGGCCAAUGGAGUCCCUGCUUCCUUAGUGCCUAAACCUGGGUCUCUAAAGAGAGGCUUCCAUUCCCAGAGCGCAGAUGACCAUUUGAAUAAGCGAUCCCGGACCUCUUCUCUGAGCUCCUUGACGAGCACGCCUGUGGGUGGCAUCCCUAGCUCCAGCCGGAACGCCAUCACUAGUUCUUACAGCUCUACUCGCGGUUUCUCUCAGCUGUGGAAGCGAAGUGCUCCCAGUUCAUCACCCUUCUCUAGCCCAGCCUCAUCUCGCUCCCAGACACCAGAGAGGCCAGCAAAGAAAAUAAGAGAAGAGGAGCUUUCGCAUCGUUCCCGUUCCUCCACUCCACUGGAAGCAGACAAGGAGGCCCAGGGAGCAAAGAUUGAUGAUACAACCACAUGGAAGAAACAGAGCUUGUGGAAUUCUCCCUCUACAUCUGGCAGCUCAGGGCAGCGAAAGCGGAAGAUUCAGCUGCUGCCCUCUCGGCGAGGAGACCAGCUAACUCUGCCUCCUCCUCCCCAGCUUGGUUAUUCAAUAACUGCUGAAGACCUAGACUUGGAAAAGAAAGUGUCAUUCCAGUGGUUUAACAAGGUCUUGGAGGAUAAGACGGAAGCUGCCUCAGCCUCCAUCACUGAGCCCCCAGCAGCCACUCCGCCACCUCUUACUUUCCCUGUGCCUGCUGCGGCGCCUGCGGUGACUGCCUCUUUAGCCCCCUGCAGCCCAACCCCAAACACUCAGCCACUGCUGGAGAGCUUGAGGAAGAUGCAGAAUGCCCCAAGCCCACCAUCCUUCCCAGAACCUGCUGAGGUGGCGACCACCGUGGCCCAUUUGCCUCCGAAGACACCCAGCCUUCUGGCUGUUCUUGGGGCGUCACAGUCAGGGACCUCUUCAGACUCCAAGUCCACAGCCGCUUUCCCAGGACCGAUCCCUGAGCUCACGGUGCCUGUCACUGACACCAUCAAGUCACCUCCUGCCCUGCCGGCUGAGACGACUCCACCAUCCUCCACCCCCAAGCCCAGUAUUCUGUUUGGCAUGCUGAGCACCCCCACUUCAACCCCGUCUGCAGCUCCCGAUGUGUCUGAAGCAUCGCCCAUGUUCAAGCCCAUUUUUGGGGCGCCCCCUAAAAGUGAGAAUGGAAGCCCUUUGCCCACUAACCCUCCAAUCCCAACUCUAGCUUCUCCUAGCACGACUCUCCCCACAAUUCCUAGCACCUCAAACACCACUUUCAAGCCUAUCUUUGGCAACAUGGGGCCAGCAACAUCUGUGCCCUUGUCAGCCACUCCUUUCUCCUUCAAGCAGACAAGUGCUCCCACCACCACGGCUGCUCCUCUCUUCUCUGCAGCGGCCCCCACCACCACAGCCAGCGUGUCAGCAGAUUCGGCUUCCAAGCCGGCUUUUGGCUUUGGUGUAAACCAUGUGGCCAGCCCCUUGAGCAGUGUGGCUGGUACCACUUCUGCGUCCCAGCCUUUUCUCUUCGGGGCCCCCCCUGCCUCUGGUGCCAGCUUGGCUCCAGCCAUGAGCUCCAUCUUCCAGUUUGGUAAGCCUCCUGGCGUGCCAGCUUCAACCUCAGGUGCCAGCUUUGGCCAGUCCCUCCCCAGUGCUGUUCCAGCAGCCCCCAGCAGCAGCACCUCGGCCCCGGUUACCACCAGCCAGCCGACUUUGACAUUCAGUAGUACCACCACCCCAGCAUUCAACAUUCCCUUUGGUUCAAGCACCAAGCCCCCUCCCCCGGCAUAUCCAGGAUCCAACCCCCAGCCUACGUUUGGGGCCAUUGAUGGACAGCAGCAGGGGGCCACCAAGUCAGCCCUUGCCCCAAGCUUUGGCAGCUCUUUCACAUUUGGAAACACUGUGGCCUCGGCCCCAACAGCGACUCCAACACCGAGCCCUGCUCAGUCGGCCUUUGGCAGUACCACGCAAGUGGCCUUCGGUGGUGUGAAGCCCCCAGCCUCCUCCACCUUCGGCACUCCUGCUAGCACCCAGCCAGCCUUUGGCAGCACCACAGCUGUCUUCUCCUUUGGAGCAGCCACCACCACUGGUUUUGGGGCCACCACCCAAACCACCAGCAGCGAGAGCAGCAGCAGCUCAGUGUUUGGCGGCACCACGCCAUUGCCCUUCACGUUUGGGGGAUCAGCAGCAGCAGCACCAGCUGCUAGUGGGGGCUUUGGGGUCACUGUGGCAACCCCAGGCACCAGCGCCACCUCUGCAGCCUUCAGCUUUGGGGCAGGGCAGAGUGGGACCACCGGCACCACAACCCCUUUUGGGGGAAGCUUGAGUCAGAACACAUUGGGCGCAGCCAGCCAGAGCACACCCUUUGCCUUCAAUGUGACCAGCACACCUGAGAGUAAACCCGUGUUUGGAGGCACUUCCACGCCCACCUUUGGUCAGAAUACGCCUGCCCCUGGAGUGGGCCCAUCUGGCAGCAGCCUCUCCUUUGGGGUGCCCUCAGCACCCGCCCAGGGCUUUGUUGGAGUUGGACCUUUUGGGUCGCAGACGCCUUCAUUUUCCAUUGGCGCAGGAUCCAAGACCCCAGGGGCUCGACAGCGACUACAGGCCCGAAGGCAGCACACCCGCAAGAAAUAG
Messenger RNA from Chrysochloris asiatica (Cape golden mole), 3555 nucleotides. It is a transcript of the gene POM121C, whose product is annotated as POM121 transmembrane nucleoporin C. The coding region runs from base 1 to 3555 and encodes 1184 amino acids. Lineage: Eukaryota; Metazoa; Chordata; Mammalia; Afrosoricida; Chrysochloridae. Gene Ontology annotation, cellular component: nuclear pore. The transcript is spliced from 13 exons. The record is from RefSeq and is a predicted model, not a curated record. Gene Ontology annotation, molecular function: structural constituent of nuclear pore. Gene Ontology annotation, biological process: RNA export from nucleus; protein import into nucleus.